ACCAACCAUCGUUGUACAUUGAUAGACAGGCUAUCAAAACCCCCAAGUCUUCAACUCCUCUUCCAAAUCACAUCACAUCAUUGAGGCAUGCAACUCCCACUCACACCUUCCAAACCACCCAUACCUAUCUUUUCCCAAUCCCCUCAAUUGCAAUCCUAUGCUCGACCCCCUACUCGCAGCUCUGCACUCGAGCGCCGCCAGGAUGGUUCCAAGGACUGCACUGUCCAGUCAAAUUGUAUGCUCCCUCCUCAUUCACCCGAUGGAACAGGUUCGGGGACCGUCAAUAAUAAUAAUAUGAACGCUCAGAUGGCUUUAUUUGGUGUUGGAAUUAUUUUGUUGUUCUUCGGGGUUGGGCUCGGAGGAUGGAUCUUUUAUCGACGACGAAAGAAAAGAUCGAUAUUUCCCUGCUUUGGUCCACUUUCCGAAUCUGCUCACUUGCAAGAAUCGGGAUUACGGAAUGGUGUCAGGUACAGCAAUGGAGCUGGGAACGGGCACGGCGGUGGCAACGCUAAUCUGCACCCGUUGUCGAGAAUAAGAAGACCUAGUCCAAGCGUUGUUGUAUUAGAAGGGAGGAAUGUUAAUGAUGUGGAUGGGAAUAGUUGCGAAUGUCGGUGUGAUUGUGCUGGAGGAGACGAGAAGGUGGGGGUGGAUGAGGAUGGGAAUGUGGACAAAGGGGGCGACGGUGGGGGUGGGAAGGAGCCGACACAACGUCUGCCACCUGCUAUUGUCGUUUCCUUUGUGAAGGACGCGGAUUCCUCCAAGCAGUCUCAUAUAUAAGACUUCGUUGUGGCGACACCCACUCGCGAUACUCGUGCACCUUACGUCUUCCUGCCUUACAAUUCACAUUACUUUGACAGCGAUUUUUCAUUCACCAUAUCAGUGCAACUCCACACACCCAUGCUUUCUAAUCGCCCCACGAAUUACUUCACUCUGGCGAACCCGGGUCGGUCGCACUCGUGUGUCUCGUUGUGCA
Molecule: messenger RNA, 973 nt
Organism: Cantharellus anzutake
Lineage: Eukaryota; Fungi; Basidiomycota; Agaricomycetes; Cantharellales; Hydnaceae
Exons: 3
Coding region: 88-777 (229 amino acids)
Source: RefSeq, a predicted model, not a curated record